Asparagus officinalis (garden asparagus) is the source of this 1459-nucleotide messenger RNA. RefSeq names its product Golgi to ER traffic protein 4 homolog. Lineage: Eukaryota; Viridiplantae; Streptophyta; Magnoliopsida; Asparagales; Asparagaceae. Gene Ontology annotation, biological process: protein insertion into ER membrane. The record is from RefSeq and is a predicted model, not a curated record. Gene Ontology annotation, cellular component: cytosol. The transcript has 12 exons. Gene Ontology annotation, molecular function: protein binding. The coding region runs from base 154 to 1143 and encodes 329 amino acids.
CGCUUCAAAGCUCUAUUUUUUUUCCAUCAGUUACAAUUUAUAAACAUGCUACUCUUCUUCUAAAAACAAUUAAUUAAUUUAAAUAAAUAAACGAAACUCAGUUUUUUUCUUCUCGUUUUUUCGACCAUUUGAUUCUUUCUCUUCUCUUCAGUAAUGGCCGCCGCGAGAACCAAACGAGGAGCAUUGCCGCCCGCUCAAGAGGUGGUUGAGAAAUUGGAGAAGAUUGUAAAGGAUGGGAAUAAUUAUGGGGCGUUGCAGAUGUAUAAAUCUUACAGCGUGAGGUAUGCAGCUGCUGAUAGACACACCGAGGCCUUACAAAUCCUUGAAUCAGGUGCUCUGGUUCAACUGAAUAGUGGACAGGUUACUUGUGGGGCUGAAUUAGCUUGGUUGUUUGUGGAGACACUAAUCAAAGGAAAGUUUCCAUACAAUGAAGAAACACUUGGUCGUGUCGGGAAGAUAUACCAAGCCUUCCCAAAGUUAUCUGUUCCCCAACAGCUGGGAAUGGAAGAUGAUGAUGUAGACAUGGAAAAACUUCAGGAGGCCAUGGUGGCAGCAAAAGUACGUGUUGAGAGUUGCUCAUCAUUUUUGAAACAUGCACUCAAGUGGUCGUCUGAGUUUGGGGCUCCCAAAGGUGGAUCGCCUCAAAUGCAUGUUAUGUUGGCUGAAUAUAUAUAUUCAGAGUCUCCUGAGUUGGACAUGACUAAAGUUUCUGGGCACUUUAUUCGAGGGAAUGAUCGAGAAAAGUUUGCCUUUACACUCGUGAACUUUAUGGGGAAGUGCUACCCUGGUGAAGAUGAUUUGGCGAUUGCACGUGCAAUCCUAAUGUACCUGUCACAAGGGAAUCUGAGAGAUGCAAACUAUAUCAUGGAUGAGAUAAAAAAGCAGUUGGAGUCAAAGAAAUUGGAUCUCCCACAUUCAAAUUUGACCAACUUUGUUGAGUACCUCUUGCAAACGUUGGAAAGGGAUGCUUUCCCACUUUUUAGGAUUUUAAGACAGAAAUACGAGUCAAGUAUAGAUCGUGAUCCUUUGUUUAGUGAGCUAUUGGAUGAAAUUGCUUUCAAGUUUUACAAUGUACGGCGCAAAAGUGGUCUAGACAGCAUGUUUGGUGAUUUCUUCAAGAUGAUGGGAGGAGUUCAAAUGUGAGGUUACAGUCCGCAUCUUCGAUGCCAUUUUGAUCGAUUUUUUUUUCAAGAUUGCGUAUGCAUUGGAGCCGAUGCAAUUGUAGCUCAAAGAUUAAUUUUAUCGUGGAUCACCUCUUAGGAAAUAAACCAGUAGUUUGUUAGGUGGUCCAAAAAAAAGGCUUGAAAGCUUUGAGUUUGGCAAAAACUUUUGGACAUACAAGCCCCAUGUUGAAGCAGUAUGAAUUCUUUUUGUAACAUUUUGCGAAUUGUAUUUGUUACACUUUAUUGCUGGAGUGCAAGAAUAAGAGAAUGUAGGGGAUCCAUCCCUUUUCUGUCUA